Messenger RNA from Fibroporia radiculosa, 687 nucleotides. RefSeq lists its product as uncharacterized. The coding region runs from base 1 to 687 and encodes 228 amino acids. The record is from RefSeq and is a predicted model, not a curated record. The transcript is spliced from 3 exons. NCBI's taxonomy places the organism in Eukaryota, Fungi, Basidiomycota, Agaricomycetes, Polyporales, Fibroporiaceae.
AUGUGGACGCCCUUACCAUCGGAAAUGGCGACUUUGGAGAAGAGACACGAUGCGGAUGAUGUCCUUGACUUCCUGGUCGGGUCCUCGAUUGGACCCACUAUCCGAUAUCUCUCGUGGAAUCGAUCGAGACCUUCAGAAUGUGACAGCCUGCAGCAGUUGGUCCGCACGGCCAGCGCAUCUCUUCGCUCGCUUGAUCUCGUAUCUCGUGUCGACAUUUGCGACGAUGAUCGUCGGCUCCCCAAACUCGAUUUGGGAGAGUUGGACCACCUGGACACCUUCACCGUCACAUUUUCGACCCUAUUUCGCAAUCCGGGACCGCCGGCAGUGCCAUGGCGUAUUCUACUCAGUAUUCUGUUUACGCUUCCACCUGCAUCUCUCACCAAAGUCAUGAUCGUCUUCGACAUUCACAGGCCACAAUAUUUUAUGGACCCAUUUAUGAGCGCAGACGACCGAGUGUGUGCCGGGAUUGAGGAGCUGUUUACUCAGCCCAAAUUUCAGAGUUUGGAGUUCGUUGAGUUCAAAUUACGAUGCGGCGCGUUGAGAUCUUCUAAUCUCGCCUACGUGCCAACCCGCGAUUGGUGGUGGGACACGCUCUCGUGUCGAUUUCCCAAUACUUGUGCGCGCGGACUACUCCGGGCCUCCGUGGUUACAGACUACUGUAUCGUGCCGUUCAAACUCAGUAGUUAG